AAUCGUCUUCUUACAGAAAUUGGAUGCUCGAACGAUUUAAAAAGGGAGGUCUGAAUUGGGAGACUAGCUUUAAUUUGGGCAAGGUUUUUGGGAGUGUGUAAAAUUUUGGAGCUGAGGCCGAGGCCGCGCCGCCGAGGUGGUUUUGAUGUGAGUGGGGAAGUGCUUAGAAGGAGCUGGGAAGAUGUUGCUCGGGAGUUUUUAAAACCAAAAGGGCAAGAACCAGUAUAAAUCUGUGACGGUGAUCCAAGUAAGUUCCAUCGCCACCGCUGCACGCCACUGCAAAUUUGGGUCAUGGCUGACAACACUGAUAAGAUACUUCAGCUUGCUGGCUGGACAAGAGAAGAAAUUGCACUUCUUAUCAAUGAAGGAAUUUGUCCUGAUCACUGGACUUCAAAGCCUAUUCCAACAUUUGCUUUGCUUGAAGUCAUACGGAGUGCAGUUGAUGCUUCUGAAAACAGCUACAGACAAGGACUGCCUCCCAUCCUCAAAUCGCUUGGCCUCCAACAACCACAGAUUCUCACUGGAGUCAUCGCGAAAGUCGAGCGUUAUGUUGCAAAAGCUGAGAAGUCUAAUGACUUUCUGCUGUUGAUGCAGGAAAUGAAAGAACUUUCAAAAAGUCAGGCAGAUGAAAUUGGACCAGCAUGCUCAAAGAUUGGUGUCACCCCAGAAUGGUUGAAUAAUAAUUUGAACACUCAAACUUGCACUGAAACUAUUACAAACCAGGUAAUAGUUGAAAUUCAACAAUACUGUAAAAGGAAAGGCAUCACAUGGAAAACUGUUCAUGAUGUGUGGUGGCCAAAAUUAUUUCCUGGAACUUCAGUUCCUAACAUACAGACCAUAGCGCGGAACUGGGAUUUGUUGGCAGAAAGGAAGAAAACAAUCUCACGCAACUGUACCAAAGAUGAAAAGGAAACGUUCCUUCAGACACCUUAUAUACUAGCACAGUCGCGCCCGCCAAAACAAAUGAAAAGAAGACGUGUGAAGAAGAACAUGGUGACGAUGAGGAGAUUGUCUGGGGGAGUGCUAACUGUUGAAAAAGUGAAGUUGAUGGACAUUCUUCGCCUUUCACGAGCUUCACGAGCUUCAGCUGGCAUUGAUGGCAAUGCCAAACCAUCUGGACUUGCUGCUGGCAAAUCAACUGUUACUUCCCCUAUUUCUGAAGAGGAGCAGGUAGAGGCCAAUACUGCGGACCCAGAAACCACUGGUGAUGAAAAGCCAUCAACGUCCUCAGGAGGACAAAGAAUCUACUUGAAAUUGAAGAAAACAUGAGCUGUCUCUGAACCGAUUUCGAUCAAAGAUGAUUUCGUCAUUUAUAUUGUAUGCUCUUUCAAAUUUAACACUCAGUUUUUCAUUAUCCCACAACAAGAAAUAUCUUGUGUAGCGCCCUCUCUAUUCAAAAUCUCAACCCUUUAAGAAUCAGGCUCUCUCGAUUUUGGUUGACUUUGUAUCAUAUGCGGGCAACCGACACAUUACAAACGAUUGGUAUAGGUAGUAUACUCCCAUUUCUUAUUAUGCUUCUGGUGAAUCACGAAAUACGAUCCAUUGCUGACCAAGUUUUAUAUUCUGCAGAUUUUUUUUAUUUUAAAAGGUAAGGAAUACUUAUGAAAGAUAUCUUUUAUAUAAUGGGACCAAAGGAAAAAUUUUCAAGAAAUUCAAAUGUCUUUGAUACAUGUAUUACAAUGUUUAUGACACAAACAGUGUACUUUUUGAAAUAACCAUGAAGCAAUUUCAAAGGAUAAUAAGAGCUAUCAUAAUUCUUCAUCUCUUCAAUAUUAUCAAUUUCAAGUAAGACAAAAAAAUUAUGAACAUGUAUUUCAUGACAUCCUCUUGCAGAAAAUGUAUGAAUGUUGGUGAACAUUAAAAUACUUACCUCUGUGUUUAUGUGCAUCUUAUGUUAAUUGCUGUUUCAACAACACUUUUAUCAAACCAAAACGACAACAUUACACAUGUGUAUAUGACAUUUUCAAUAAAUUCCCCAAAACAUUUUGGGAACAUUUUUUUAUGUUUGUUUGAAGCUUGCCACAAGAUAUAUAGGAGACCGGUAUACCAUAGGCUGCCACCUAUUAUGCUUGGAUAUAUGUGCUAUCUGUGUAAUUCAUAAA
Molecule: messenger RNA, 2102 nt
Organism: Strongylocentrotus purpuratus (purple sea urchin)
Lineage: Eukaryota; Metazoa; Echinodermata; Echinoidea; Camarodonta; Strongylocentrotidae
Exons: 6
Coding region: 292-1269 (325 amino acids)
Source: RefSeq, a predicted model, not a curated record